This is a messenger RNA of Trypanosoma grayi, 1551 nucleotides long. Its product is annotated as tubulin tyrosine ligase. The record is from RefSeq and is a predicted model, not a curated record. Gene Ontology annotation, molecular function: tubulin binding; tubulin-glutamic acid ligase activity. The transcript has a single exon. Gene Ontology annotation, cellular component: cilium. The coding region runs from base 1 to 1551 and encodes 516 amino acids. NCBI's taxonomy places the organism in Eukaryota, Euglenozoa, Kinetoplastea, Trypanosomatida, Trypanosomatidae. Gene Ontology annotation, biological process: protein polyglutamylation; microtubule cytoskeleton organization.
AUGCCGCCCAAGGCGCUCCGCUACUCCAAUGACGGCAGGAAGCCGCGGCCUGCGGUGGGGCGUGCCAACGGGAAGGCCAACACGAUGGUGGCGUCGACUGCAGCAACCGUAACAGCAGGCGCGCCGUCGUCCUGUUGGCAGGGUAGCAUGCGCCCAACGAGCAGAAUGUCAAUGACGACAAGCAGUGUGCCCGGCAGAGUCAUAUCCGCCACGCCUCUGCGCGACACGGCAGCGGCGGCGGGACGCGGCAACAACAACAACAACAUCAGCAGCAACGGCUACUACAAGACGCCGCUGCUUGCCACGGAUGAGCGCAGCGGCGACGCUGCCCCGCCGCUGCUGUACCGCACGGACCUGGACAAGCACGUCAUUCACUUCGCCUUCCAGUGGUUUCCGCGCAGCAUUGAGAUCAUGGAAGAAGACGACGUGAUGACGGGCGAUUGGCACUUCUUUUGGAUGAAUGUGGCGCGUGUGCGCAGCAUCUUCUCCACCUCCGAGUACCGCCUGACGGACUCCCAGAUCAUCAACCACUUCCCGAACCACUACGAACUGACGCGCAAGGAUCUGAUGUACAAGAACAUCAAGAAGUACAUCCGCGAACCCGCCAACGCGCAGCUGCGGGUGACGUUCACACCGCCAGGCAUAAAUGAGGGGGACGAGGGUGACUGCAACCGCAACUGGCUGCGCUUCGCGGACUGCGUGCCGGUGACGCACAACAUCCCCAACGACCUGCAAAUGCUGGCGGAGGAGUUCCGGCGCCAACCCGGCCGCACGUGGAUCGUGAAGCCCACCGCCCGUUCGCAGGGGCGCGGCAUUUUCCUCAUCAACCGCGUGUCGCAGCUGAAGCGGUGGCUGCGGGAGCGGAAGGACGCGGAGGAAACGGAGGGGGCGGCGCCGGGCGCAUUUAUUGUCUCCAAAUAUGUCGCCGACCCGCUUCUGAUCGGCGGGAAGAAGUUCGACCUGCGGCUGUACGUUCUCGUGACGUCCUUCAAGCCUUUGGUGGCGUACUUCCACGAGCAGGGCUUCGCACGCUUCUGCGCCACGCGGUACGUCGCCAACGCCCUCACGGACGACGACCUCGGCUCACAUCUCACCAACGUGGCGCUGCAGAAGGGCGAGGAGGCGUACAACGAGUCACACGGCGGCAAGUGGUCGCUGGCGAACUUGUGCCUCUUCGUUCAGGGGCGCUACGGCGCCGCGUGUGCCGACGGGCUCAUGCGCAGCAUCGAGUUUCUCAUCUACCACAGCCUUCGGGCCGUGGAGGCGGUGAUGUGCAACGACAAGCACUGCUUUGAGCUCUACGGCUACGACGUGCUCAUCGACAGCCAGCUGCGGCCGCACCUGAUCGAGGUGAACUCGUCGCCGUCGCUGUCGACCACGACGGUGUCGGACAGGCUCCUGAAGGAGGAGGUGCUCGAGGACGUACUGAAGAUUAUUUUCCCGCCGGCCUUCCCCGCCUCGGGCGCCAUGCCGUACUGGGAGUAUCGGCUGCGCACAGACUUAACGACAGCCGUGCCGACGGGCUUCCGGUUGCUACAGCCACAGGCGUGA